Molecule: messenger RNA, 954 nt
Organism: Acytostelium subglobosum LB1
Lineage: Eukaryota; Evosea; Eumycetozoa; Acytosteliales; Acytosteliaceae
Exons: 4
Coding region: 1-954 (317 amino acids)
Biological process (GO): vacuolar proton-transporting V-type ATPase complex assembly
Cellular component (GO): extrinsic component of endoplasmic reticulum membrane
Source: RefSeq, a predicted model, not a curated record
AUGUCCAAGCAAGAGGCAGAGCAACUCAUUGCCAAGUACUUUGAUGAGUACCAGUCUGUCACUUUGCUAAGGAGUCAGUUGAAUGAGACCUUGAAGAAUGGAUACUUCAUGCUGAGUAAGUCUAGGAUGUCCAUGGGUCUCAAGUCACUUGGACAACUCCAAUAUCCUCAGAACAUCAAGCCUGGCUUCAUGCUAAAGGGUGUACAUGAUGACCAAGAUGCCUUGGAAACUGAUAUAUAUCAAGUACAGACACCACCGGCACCAAAGGAGGAGACAAUAUAUACAAUCGUUGAGAGUGAUGAAGAGGACGAUCAGAAGGAUCCAUUCCAACAAUAUUCAAGAAGUGGUGGCAGCAGUAAUGGCAAUGGAGGCAAACAACAACAACAACAACAGAAGAAGAUUAGCAACAACAAUGAUGUGUCAUCAUCAUCGUCAUCAUCACCGAGCAAGCAAAAGAGCGAACAACAUACAAACAACAACAGUGGCAACACGAGCACGAGAAGAAGAAAUGUGGGCAAAGGAGAGGAAGUCGAUACCUCAUCAUCAUCCACAAGCACAUCAACAUCCACUUCCACUGGCACAAGUACCUCACAAUCAAUGAGCCGCAUCGAGAAGCUGUUACAGUCAUCAACGAUCACUGAGAGUCUGACAAGCAAUGGUAGCAGUCGGCAUGAGGACCGAUCAGAUGGAGAUUUCGACGACUACUCUAGCGAUGAGUCUGAUAGCGACAAUGACAACCAACGCAUGGUAUCAAUGACCAACAAGGUCAAGCGAGAGAAGCAAAAGACUCUCAAGAAAGACCCCAUCUAUUGGUUCGGCUAUCUCACUCCUGCCACUCUCAAGCAAUCACAGACUCAGUUCAAACAAGCUAUUAACCUUUCGAUUGAGAUAUCAAACAAGUUGGCGAGGAUGGAGGAGAUACAGAAGCGAUACUUGGCUAUCGAACAUAAAUAG